UUCAUAUCUACGACAUAAUAAUAUCUUUUUAUUACCCCAGUUCCACAAUCUAGAAGUAAAGUCUACACGAUAUGCGGAUUUAGAAAACAGUUUUAAUGUGAAGGUCCUUAAUUACAGAGUACUAAUGGGGAAGCUGCGCAAAACUUUACUGCGCAAUAAUAUGAUCACGUGUUUCAGACGUUUUGCCUAGGUGCGCCAGAUAGAACUCUCUUUUCCUACAGCCCAUCGAGCCCCUGAACGCCUCAGCGUGACCAAUAUGGCGGCGCCCCAGUCCGGCACAUGCAACUUCUUCGUCCAGAAAAAGAACCGUUUCUGUAAGAUGGUGACCGGGAGAGGGAAACGCUUCUGCGGGGAGCACGCGACCAUGGAGGAGGGGAGCGCUGGGAGCAGGAGGAUCGCGUGUCCUCUUGACCCAAAACACACCGUGGCUGAAGACAAGCUGGAGAAACACCUAAAGAAAUGCAACUCUAGAGACAGACCCAAACCGGUUUAUUAUGUGGAGAACAUCAAUGCAGGUCAGGCUGAUGGAGACCAGAAGCUUCCACAGGUGACUCUAUCUGAGCUCAGCAGAGCAGCGUUGGAGUCUCUGGUGGAAAAACUAAAGAAAGCUGUUGAAGGUCUGCAGAGUGAUGUGGAGGAGAGAACCCUGUCCCAUCCCAUCCUCCAGGAAGAACUUGUUAACCCAAAGAACGGAGACUCCGCCCACAAACACCUGAAGCAGCAGGCCUCUAUCUUAGGUCACCUGCAGGAACUGGGGCUACUCAGAAGGGGGCGCUGCUUCGUGGAGUUCGGAGCGGGUCGAGGAAAAUUGUCCCACUGGAUUCACAGGGCCCUGAAGAACCCAGAACCCUGUCCAGACCAGAACACUGCCAAGGAUCCAGGGUCCUGUGAGGAUCUUCAGCUGCUGCUGGUGGAGCGGUCCAGCACCCGGUUCAAGGUGGAUGGGAAGAAUCAGGAUGAGGGCGUGCCAUUUGAGAGGCUGCAGGUGGAUAUUCAGCACUUGGAUCUGAGUAAAGUUCCUCUGCUGAGGAAGAAGGAGCUCCCAUUGGUUGGAGUUGGGAAGCAUCUCUGUGGAGCAGCGACAGAUCUGGCUCUCCGGUGCUUAUUGGAAAAACCCAGAAACGGUGAGGAUCCUGAACCUCCUCCAAAACGUCUGAAAGGGCCCAGAACAGAGGAUGACGCGGAGUCGGACCCACCUACCUCACAUUCGGGGCCUGGUACCAGUCUGGGUCCGGUGCUGGGCCUGGCGGUGGCGCUGUGCUGCCACCAUCGAUGUGAGUGGCGUCACUACGUGGGUCAGAACUUUUUCCUAGAGAGAGGACUCGGACCCGAGGAGUUCUCUGCCUUCUGCCGGAUGUCCAGCUGGGCCACAUGUGGGAUCAGACCGGCCAAUCAGAACUGCCCUUCAGAUGAUCCAACCAAUCAGAGGGGAGAGGAGGAGGAACACGAAGCAGCAGAGGAGGAGCAAACAGCGAGCGGGUUUUGGACAGCAGCUGAGCGGGAGCAGCUGGGUCGUCUCUGCAAAGUUCUGAUUGACAGCGGCAGGCGGGACUUCCUGAGGACCCAAGGAUUCAGCAGCAAACUGACCCGCUACGUAGAUCUGGCAGUGACUCUGGAGAACGUCUUACUGACAGCAGUACCCUCCUCCUGAUGUUCUGCUGGUCUGAGGUUCAGAUGGGCCGG
Molecule: messenger RNA, 1683 nt
Organism: Cyprinodon variegatus (sheepshead minnow)
Lineage: Eukaryota; Metazoa; Chordata; Actinopteri; Cyprinodontiformes; Cyprinodontidae
Gene: trmt13
Product: tRNA methyltransferase 13 homolog (S. cerevisiae)
Exons: 11
Coding region: 257-1651 (464 amino acids)
Biological process (GO): tRNA methylation
Source: RefSeq, a predicted model, not a curated record